UGAUGAGGAUGGUAUGCUAGUCGAUAUAUCAGAUGAUGACGACAAUUCCAUUCCUUAUACUGCACACAGUGAUGAUAAUGAUUUCUAAUAUUGAAGUGGCAUGUAUAUGUCUUCCUUGCAUAAUAUUUAAUGAUGUGGCAAUUACAUUGAUGGCACCUAAGAGGCAGACUCGUUGGCCAUUUGGAUCCAUGUCACGUAGUAUAGAUUCACACCACGAUGAUUCACAAUCAGUUCCAUCCCAUCAUCCAAACCCAAACCCAGUCCCGCCACAUCUACAUCAUCCCGAAGAGGACUUGAUCCACUCACAAUCCAACCCCCAAAACUCACAUAGUCAGCAAGGUACAAGCUCUAUGUCAUCUACUGCCAAGAAAGGAAGAGGAAUAUCAAGACAAAUUUCAAAGUGGGGAAAGGAGAAGAUUCAUAUUGAAUUUGAUGCUCAAGGACAACCAGUUGGGGAGAUGGCAACUAAGUUGGAAACCCAACUAGGUGUGAUGGUAAGGAAUAUUGCUCCCCUUACAUUUACUGAUUGGAGAUCACCGGGGAUGGAACCAUAUAAGGAGCGCAUCUGGCAAGAGGUCUUGGAUAACACUGAUGUACCCACAACAUGGAGAUCAAUUUGCUUGCAACAUGCUUCCAAGAAGUGGAGAGAAUACAAAGCCACCUUGAAGAGGCAUUAUGAUUGUCAUGAGACAGAUAAGGCUCGCCUGUCAAAAAUACCGCCUGGGGUGGACCCAGAACAGUGGAAGGUUCUUGUGGAGUAUUGGGGAUGUGAGCAAGCACAGGAACGUAGUGUGACAAAUCGUGCCAAUCGAGAUAAGCAAAAGAUGGGUCACACCAGCGGUAGGCGAUCACAUCCUCAGGUUAGACACCAGAUGACUAUUGAAAGUGGAGAUGAGCCAGAUAGAAUCAAGCUCUUUAGAAAGACACACACCAAAAAGAGCGGAGAGAUAGUAGACUCUACAUCUUCAUAUAUAAUCGAACAAAUGGAUGAAAGGUUGUCACAAAUACCCACAGAUGAACAAACCCCAGAUUCGGUAGAGGAUGUCUUUACUCAAAUACUAGGCAAAGAUGGGCAUGGCAGGGUAAGGAUGGGAGGACUUGGAACAUGCCCAACUAAGGUUAGACAAAGACAACAGUAUCAAGUGCCUCAAGAGCAAUAUGACCAAAUGCGUGCACAAAUUACUGCCGAGCUAGAAGAAAAAUUUCAAGUUCAAAUCCAAAGUCAAGUUCAAAUGCAAGUUCGUGCAAUACUUGAGGCAAUGGGACAUAUACCACCAGCUCCAGACAAUACACCACAACCGAGACAGCCAUCUUCAUAUGCUAGUGCUUCUGCCACACAUGCAAGCACACCAUCACCCGAAGCUGAAUGCGCUGGAUUAUCGAUACCAGAAUGUGAUCAUCAUUUAGAGAUUAGUGAAUUUGUUCACUUGAUGAAUAGACGAAUACCUCACCACAUUGUUGCUGAGGCAAUUAUUGUGUCCAUUGAUCCAACCAAGUCUGUAGGGGGAGUAGAGCUAGGUAAUGAAUUUGUUGAAAUUAAUAUUCAGAAAGUGCUUAAGCCUUUAUAUCCAUUGCCUCGACAAUUUUCUGGGAUGCGUGUUUUGAGGGAUGUUAAUAACAGUAAAACUACGAUACCAUGGAGGGUCUCAGAUAUCGAAAAAAUAUGA
Diospyros lotus (date-plum) is the source of this 1667-nucleotide messenger RNA. RefSeq lists its product as uncharacterized. The transcript has 10 exons. The coding region runs from base 33 to 1667 and encodes 544 amino acids. NCBI's taxonomy places the organism in Eukaryota, Viridiplantae, Streptophyta, Magnoliopsida, Ericales, Ebenaceae. The record is from RefSeq and is a predicted model, not a curated record.